ACAUUAUUGGCAUUGAAUGCAAUGAUGAAGACGUGUGUUGUUGUGUGGAUGUGUUGUGCGGUGACGUUGACCACGAUGUGUGUUGUGGGUGUGUUUGGGUGCAAUGAGGCGGUGUGCGCUUCGGUGGUGUCGAAGUGUAUGUUAACGCAAAGCUGUAAUUGCCAUCACUUCAAGCAGAACCGGACGUGUAGUCGAGACUGUUAUCAUUGUCUCGACUAUCUAUACCACGACUGUUGCUCUUGUGUUGAGAUGUGUCCGAAGGCCAACACAAGCGAGUCAUCGCUGGCCUCCAAAUCACACGUCGAAGAUCUGACUGAAGGACAGCACGACUUGUUCACUGUUCUCACCGAAGAGAGGGAUCACUUGCUUCGGUGGACAUCGUAUUCGUUUCCGUUGAAAGUAGUGAUAAUGGAGUCAAUCGGUGUCCACAGCGACCCCAUGAAGAACAACGGCUCCGAUGGUAUUGACGUGGAGAAAGACACGGCCGUCAACUGUACGGUCGCUUAUAUGUCUCAAUGCAUGUCUUGGAACAAAUGCAAGUCUUCGUGUACAUCGAUGGGCGCCUCCUCUUACCGGUGGUUUCACGACGGCUGCUGUGAAUGUGUCGGCACUUAUUGUAUUAAUUACGGCAUCAAUGAGUCGAAGUGUCUUCAGUGUCCGCUCACUCCCGAGAAUAGCGUCAAUCAGGAGAUCGACGAACACGAGGCCAACGGUGACCCCAACGCAGCCACCGAUGAACGCAUCUCUGACUACGACUCGGAAGACAAUCGUCACACCGAAGAGGAGAACGGAUCCCACAAUACGUUGACUUCCAAUGAAAAGACUGAGAAAUCAGAGAAACAAACGAAUAAAAAAUCAAAUGAAAAUCAAAACGAAAAGAAAGAAAACGUGUAAUCGAUUUGAAUCGAUGUCCGAAGCGAUCAAACAUUCCAUUCAUUACAAUACAAAUCCAAUCAGUAUUUGAAGACAAAGUCAUUAUUUUAUAGUUUUAAUAGUUUUUAUUAUACAUUAUUAUUAUUAUUAUAAAGUAUUAGUAAAUACUUAAGCCUUAGAAAAGCAAUCAAUUGAAUACAAUAGCACUCAAAUCGGUUGUGAAUUUGUAUCGUUUAGUGCCUUAACCUUUCAUUAGAGAGAUUUCAUCAAAUAUUUUGCCAUUUCUUCUCAUUUUUA
Messenger RNA from Medioppia subpectinata, 1170 nucleotides. Lineage: Eukaryota; Metazoa; Arthropoda; Arachnida; Sarcoptiformes; Oppiidae. The record is from the annotation of a GenBank genome assembly.